AUGAACGGGCGAGGACGAAUUAUCACGAUGCCGGCCGAGUGUACGGCGAAUCCGCUGCAACGGGCUCUGGCCGACGCCAUCAUCCGCAUGGUGUCCAUGGACGAGUUGCGGAUUUUGCUGGCCUGCGGUGCAAAGGUAAACGAACACGUGACCCAAGGCCUGAAACCGCUACAUUACGCCGUCUGGCAGAACAACGAAGCUGCAGUUAAUCUGCUGAUCGUACGUGGAGCCGAUAUUAAUGCGAUCGAUGAGGUCGGUUACAGCGCCUUGCAUUUAGCGGCCGAGCAUGGCUAUCUACACCUGGCCAAAACUCUGCUGGAUGCAGGCUGCAAGGUGGACUACCGAGAACCCACCGAUGAUCCUUAUCCUCGGACCACUCUCUGUGACGAGCCGCUUAGGUUGGCGUUGCGUAAUAAACAUUACGAGGUGGCCCGACUUCUGCUGGAACGGGGUGCUGAUCCGAAUAAGCGCUAUUUCUUCGGUUCCGAGAUUAAUCUGGCGACGGAUGUGGAAAGUUUGCAAUUGCUCCUGACGUACGGAGCCAGCACGGAGGCUCGCGAUCGUUCCGGAAUUACACCGCUGAUGCGGGCUGUCAGGACAAACGGAAACAUUGACUUGGUGUUGCUGCUGCUGCACUAUGGAGCAGACGUGAAUGCGAUGACCGAUUCUCGGAAUGACUACCGCACCGUGCUGCAUUACGCAGUUCUAUCAGGAUUAGAUCUGUUCGGUGGCAAUGCCUCACUUGUAACGAUGCUUUUGAAACAAGGAGCCCGCGUAGACAUACCGGCACCGUUACCCGAACCGGACCGGCCGAGUCCGCUGGAUCUGGCCGUACUGCGGGGUGAUCCGGUGCUGGUUAGAACACUGCUUGAACACGGUGCAAAUGUGAAUCGUAGUAGCCCGGUGAUUGGCUCGCCGUUGCAUGUGGCCUGCGCCGAUAAUAUUCCCAACAGAGUCGAAAUCAUGAAGAUGCUCUUAUUUUACGGUGCUGACCCGAACAUACGAGUCGUUGGAGACGUAGCCACCAACGCGAUACUGCGUCCUCCAUUGGCCGAACUGCUUGCCAGCAACGAGCACGUGACACCGGAAGAACUGCAUCUGCUGCUCCGAUACGGCGCACGGGUUAUCCUCAAGACACAGUACCGGGAUCCAGACGGUUUGCUAAACUGCCUCUCAAAUAUGCACCACGAAUCGGAAUCCUUCCGCAUUAUCCUGGACGCAGCCGAAGAGUUCGAUCCGUGCGUGAUUCGUCGCAAUCUACAGAUCACCGACGAGCAGCGCAUCCUGCUGAAGCAGCGUGCCACGGUUCCACGGAAACUCAAAUCACAGAUUCGUGCACACUACCGCCGGCUGUUUGGGCGCAAUCUGUGCGAAUUCGUGCCACCUCUGUUCAUACCGGGCGAACUGAAGAGUUACUUGCUGUACGAGCACAACCUAUAGGUGAUCUGGCUUACCUUGGCGCAUAGCCUAUCUUCUUUUACACUGGACCUGAUAAGACUACUCUAUAUGUCCCCAAUGGUGAAUCAUUUGAUAUUCCUAUCCAUAUGAUAGACUAGUUUGUAAACGACUGUUUCGAGUCUGUGCCGUCGACUGCCACGUACACUGGUGUCCUGAUGGUUCCGGUAGAGGCUCUUUGCUGGACACUGAGUUGAGUGAAGCACGCUUCACAAUCCGUCCGGAUGCGGAGAAUUUUAUGCGCAAGCUCUUUUGAGAGUGAUACUAGAAACGGUUGUGAUAUUUGAAGUGAAUCAUUUGUAUCUUUUACCGUUCGAUUAGGAUUAGAUAAUACAGCAACGAACUGUUAGAUUGUAAGUUGUCGAAUUUAAUGGGCUCAUUGAGAGAAGCCAAUAAAUACGAAUCGAUAUGAGAUGUAUUUGAUAU
Messenger RNA from Anopheles nili, 1881 nucleotides. RefSeq names its product putative ankyrin repeat protein RF_0381. The record is from RefSeq and is a predicted model, not a curated record. The transcript has 7 exons. Gene Ontology annotation, cellular component: nucleus. The coding region runs from base 1 to 1440 and encodes 479 amino acids. Lineage: Eukaryota; Metazoa; Arthropoda; Insecta; Diptera; Culicidae. Gene Ontology annotation, molecular function: protein binding; transcription cis-regulatory region binding. Gene Ontology annotation, biological process: positive regulation of transcription by RNA polymerase II.